This is a messenger RNA of Magallana angulata, 2992 nucleotides long. Its product is annotated as iroquois-class homeodomain protein IRX-6-like. Gene Ontology annotation, molecular function: RNA polymerase II cis-regulatory region sequence-specific DNA binding; DNA-binding transcription factor activity, RNA polymerase II-specific. The record is from RefSeq and is a predicted model, not a curated record. The coding region runs from base 396 to 1901 and encodes 501 amino acids. Lineage: Eukaryota; Metazoa; Mollusca; Bivalvia; Ostreida; Ostreidae. Gene Ontology annotation, biological process: neuron differentiation; cell development; regulation of transcription by RNA polymerase II. The transcript has 6 exons. Gene Ontology annotation, cellular component: nucleus.
UAACGCUAGUGAAACACGAGUACCGGCAAAACAAGUAAAUAUAGUAGAAUUGUGAUAAGAUAGCGGCAAUAUACAAAAUCCCUUAUAUCGACCUGUGUGUACUUGGAUGUUACUAUACACAGCUGGACAUGUGGUAGCAAGAAGAAUCUUUUUGAGAAAAAAAAGUUUUGAAUAUUUGAUAUUGAAUGACCGUAACACAAACUGAUUCAUUUUUCUGUUGCGAAAAGGAAAAAUCCUGUUGUUUCAAUAUUUGUUUGCAGUGAAAAUUUGUUUAAACCGGAGAUUUAAACAUUUCUACGCUGACUUUUUAGUCCUUUAAUUUUUGUUUUCCACCUGGAAAAACUGAGUUCAACUAAAUUUUUGCGGUGGGAUUUCAAAAACGUGGGGUGUGUGCGAUGUCCCUUCCUCAAUUCGGAUACAACUACCCCACAACAACGCUGUCCUCGCCGUCACAGAUCCUGAUGUCUACCCCCACAACCUCCACGCUGUCCUCCCCGACCACCUCCUGUUGUGAGAACGGUCGGCCCAUCAUGACGGACCCCCACACGGGACAGACGGUGUGUUCCUGUCAGUACGGGUCGGGCCUGCUCAGCGCCUACUCCCGGGUCCCCUCCCUCACCGACUCCGUCUACAGUGCCGGACCCUACGGCUCCCAGAGCUACAUGCCCCUGGGGACAGACCCCUCAGCCUUCUACUCCCCUCUGAAUUCUCCCUAUGACCUGAAGGACGGGUCGGAUGCUGCCUGGCGGAGUCUGUCUCAGCCGUCUGCCUGCUACCCUUACGAUCCCGCCAUGGCUGCUUAUCCUUACGGAAAUGCUUAUGGUGGAAUGGAUCUGAAUGGAGCCGCCAGACGUAAGAACGCCACAAGGGAGACAACAAAUACUUUAAAGGCUUGGCUCUACGAACACAGAAAGAACCCUUAUCCCACAAAGGGCGAAAAAAUAAUGCUGGCCAUUAUUACAAAAAUGACGCUAACCCAAGUCAGUACUUGGUUUGCCAACGCCAGACGCCGCCUUAAGAAGGAGAACAAGAUGACGUGGUCGCCAAGAAACCGGUGUGGAGACGCCGAUGAUGAAAACAGCAAUGACAAGGCCGACGACGAUGAUGAAAGUGAUGAAAAACGAAAGACCGACGAAAACAGCAACGACCCCAUUAAACAAAACGAAGAGAAGGACAGUUUUGACAUCUUGAAAGUCAAAAACGACCAAGAUUCAGUGUUGGAGGAGAAUUCGGUUUUCAGCGACAAAAACAGCCUGAUGAGUACCCUGACCCCAAUCGGGGUGGUGGACAGUAUGCAAGCACCCUCAAUGUCCAACACAGAGUUAAAACCACCGAUCAUGGACCAUAAACGACUCGAAUCCCCGUGUUCAAACAGCAGUGACUCUGGUCUCAGUGACAUUAACACUUCCCUGACCUUAAACGCUUCCAAUAUGGAUGGCGGGGACGGCCUAAGACCCCGGAUAUGGUCUCUUGCGCAUGUAGCGACCUCUACCGCUGGAUGCACCAAUACUACCUCCCAACUCACCAACGGAAAAGACCAAAGCCUUCCGCUAAAUUUCUCAAAAUUAGGAUCACCUUCCAUGCCAUCUUCUGCCUCCACAAUGAGACCGUGGAUGGACAACGCUUUUUCUAUAGGAUCGUCAAUGUUCUCAACAAAUUCCUCAUCUGGUUACACAAACCUUAGUGCCAACAACGGGAGCGGGAUGCUGGACAAGAGCUCAACGCUGCCCGGAGUAACCGGAUCCGGAUUUAACGGACUCUCGUCAACCGGAAGUUCACCUAUUCUACGACCCUAUCCUUCUCUCUCAACCCUAUACUCACCGGCGCGUGACGUAGGAGCAAGGAGUAAUGAAAGACUAACAAACCCUAUCGGAGAAGAUGUGCCGACCAUAUCGUAUUAGGAUUCCUAUGUGGGGGACUAUCUUCAGGAAUCUACGGAUGUUUCAUGGUGAAGCAGGCGUGAUAGGGUCAAAAUCUUCCGUGCUCGGAGACAUUUGGAGGGCGCUUAAGGACAAUGCGCGAUCCUAUCCCGUUAUAUUCAGUGCUUGGUGCAGACAAGAGUUUUCCUAACAAGGUUAAUAUGACUACGAAGGGAUUUAUGAAGACUCCGAUUAUUCUGAAGUGCUAAAUAUUCCAACAAGUGCUAUGAGCCAAGUGAUGUUUAUACUGACUUGAUGCUAUCAGACAGGAAAAUUAGUCAGAAAUUGACAUUGGGAAUCAGGGUAACGUGUUUAUAUUUAUGUCUAAUCGUAUGUUGACAUUGGUCAUCGAGGGGGAGAUAUUGCCUCGUUGGGUUCUCUCACCCAGAAAAGGUCGGGAUCGGGCUCCACUUUAGAACUCAAGUAGUCCGAAGAAAAACUUAAUGCGCCAUCAGUCUUUUUACCUAUUGCGCUUUAAUUGAACUGAAGUGCGCUGUCACCAUAGACUUGAAAAAUGAGUUUGUUGAGCAGAAACAAUGAUAGUGUAAGAGCUUCGAGGCAAUAUUUACUGUGAAAAAUAUCUAAAGAUUCCAAACUCGUUUUCACGCGACAGAAGGACUUUAGCUAAAGAAGGUCAUGAAUAGGUCUUGUAAAUAUUUCUCUAGAAUCACACGACACAAAUUUUGAUGAAUUAUUUCGAAGUCUUCUGCAAAUUUUUCUUGAUGUGUAUAUUAUUUUAAUAUGUUUAAGCAAAGAAAGAAAACAUUUGGGGUUUAUAGUAGAUUCUUUCUUGUUAAACAAGAUUGAACAGAAAAAGGUUUACAUGAUAAUUAGAGAAAAAUUAUUAAGACUGUGUAUUUAUUUGUUUUCUAUUUAUUACCGAAACCAAUUUAUCAGUCAUUUUAUAAAAUGGCUGUUGUAUAUUAAUACUACAAUUUUUGAGAACAAAAACAAACUCGGUUUUGUAUUUGCAAUUGACACAAAAUCAUAUUGAUUAUUUCUUCUUUUGUUUUAUUUUCUUUGUCAAUAUGUAUAGCUGUUUAUUCAAAUGGAAUAAUAAAAAAAAAUUAUUG